Messenger RNA from Bufo bufo (common toad), 610 nucleotides. RefSeq names its product RNA polymerase II, I and III subunit F (gene POLR2F). The transcript is spliced from 4 exons. Bases 96 to 479 code for a protein of 127 amino acids. The record is from RefSeq and is a predicted model, not a curated record. Gene Ontology annotation, molecular function: DNA binding; DNA-directed RNA polymerase activity. Lineage: Eukaryota; Metazoa; Chordata; Amphibia; Anura; Bufonidae. Gene Ontology annotation, biological process: DNA-templated transcription. Gene Ontology annotation, cellular component: RNA polymerase I complex; nucleus; RNA polymerase II, core complex.
ACGCACUUCCGCUGAGGCCGCUGUGUAUUUCCGGUUUCUUAGUCACGCGUGUGUUGCUCGUUGGAGAGAACUGUGUGCGACUGAGGAGCUGCGCCAUGUCCGACAACGAGGACAAUUUUGAUGGAGAUGAUUUUGAUGACGCUGAAGAGGAUGAGGGGCUUGAUGACUUGGACAAUGCAGAAGAGGAAGAUCAGGAGCAUGUUGCCAUUUUACCUGCUGGUGAGGGGCAGCAAGCAAAUCAGAAGCGGAUUACAACAAAUUACAUGACCAAAUAUGAGCGGGCCCGGGUUCUCGGAACCAGAGCACUGCAGAUAGCAAUGUGCGCACCUGUUAUGGUAGAACUGGAAGGAGAAACAGAUCCUCUUCUUAUUGCUAUGAAGGAGCUUAAAGCCAGGAAGAUCCCUAUAAUCAUCAGACGCUAUCUCCCUGAUGGCAGUUAUGAAGACUGGGGGGUGGAUGAACUGAUUAUUACCGACUGAGACCACAGGAAGUGCUCAAAGCCUCAUGGAACUUCUUUUAUCCUUGCCCACCAACGUUUGUACAUAACUAUUUUAUAAAACUUGUAAAUUUGCUGUAUUUAAUAAUAAAAUAAAAAAAAACAUUAAGAGCU